Messenger RNA from Solanum stenotomum, 1844 nucleotides. Its product is annotated as structural maintenance of chromosomes protein 5. The record is from RefSeq and is a predicted model, not a curated record. Gene Ontology annotation, molecular function: ATP binding; ATP hydrolysis activity. The annotation marks the transcript as partial. NCBI's taxonomy places the organism in Eukaryota, Viridiplantae, Streptophyta, Magnoliopsida, Solanales, Solanaceae. Gene Ontology annotation, cellular component: Smc5-Smc6 complex. Gene Ontology annotation, biological process: double-strand break repair via homologous recombination. The transcript has 14 exons.
CCCAAGUCUCUUUUGGCGCCAAAAUCAUCUUUCGCAUAUCACAGCGGCUGCUUCUCUCCACUGUCUUUCGCUAGUCGCCGGCGAGUUUUUCUCCGGCAAAGAAAACCCUAGGAGAGCUUUCUAUCGUGGAAUUCGCGCCGAGUAAUUUCUCUGAUUUCCUUCCUGCAUUCCUUACCGUUUACUUCAAUGUCGGAACAUCGGGCCAAACGCCCCAAAAUCACCAGGGGCAAAGAUGAUUAUAUGCCAGGAAACAUAACUGAGAUUGAGCUUCAUAACUUCAUGACAUUCAGCAAGUUGACAUGCAAACCAGGCUCCCGAUUAAAUCUUGUAAUUGGACCAAAUGGCUCUGGAAAGAGUUCUCUAGUUUGUGCAAUAGCACUCGGUCUUGGUGGUGAGCCUCAGCUUUUGGGGAGGGCUUCUAGUAUUGGAGCAUUUGUGAAACGCGGGGAAGAAUCAGGUUACAUCAAGAUUUCCUUGAGAGGGGAAACCAAAGAGGACCAGUUAACUAUUGUGCGAAAAAUAGAUACGCGGAACAAGUCUGAGUGGAUUUUUAAUGGAAAAGCUGUGCCAAAGAAGAACGUAACUGAUAUAAUUCAAAGGUUCAAUAUCCAAGUCAACAAUUUGACUCAAUUUCUACCUCAAGACAGGGUUUGUGAGUUUGCAAAGUUAACUCCUGUUCAACUACUUGAAGAGACUGAAAAGGCUGUGGGUGAUCCUCGGCUACCAGUCCAGCAUGUUGAUCUUAUAAGCAAAAGUGAGGAGCUGAAGAAGUCUGAACGAACUGUGAAGAGCGGCAGAGAGACAUUGGAUCAGCUGAAGGAAGUCAAUUCUCAACUUGAACGAGAUGUGGAGCGUCUUCGUCAGAGAGAGCAACUCCUGGGACAGGCUGAAACGAUGAAAAAGAAAUUGCCAUGGCUGAAGUACGAUGCUAAGAAGGCCGAGUUUAUGGAAGCUAAAAGGCAAGAGCAAGAUGCCAAAAAGAAGCUGGAUGAAGCUGCUGAGAAUUUGAAUGAACUCAUGGAACCUAUAGAGGAGAAAAAGCAAGAGAAAGCCGAACGAGAUGCUAAAUGCAAAAAAGUAAAUGGCCUGUUGGGUGAAAAUGCCAACAAGCGUAUGAAACUUCUGGAUCAGGAUAGCCGUUUGGAUGUUCAAGUGAAUGGAAAAUAUAAAGAAAUGGAAGACUUGAGGAAGCAAGAAGAAUCUCGUCAACGUCGAAUUUCAAAAGCUCAAGAGGAUCUUAGUGCUGCCGAAUUGGAACUUGCAAAUCUUCCUCCUUAUGAACCUCCCAGAGAUAAAAUUGAUAGUUUGGGUUCUAAAAUUUUAGAGCUGCAAGAUGGUGCACGGGAGCUAAGGUCUCAGAAAUCAGAAAUAGAAAGAACCCUUGAUCGGAAUAGGACAACAUUCAGACAGUGCUCUGAUAAAUUGAAGGAGAUGGAGAACACAAACAACAAAAGGUUACGUGCUUUACAGAGUUCUGGUGCUGAAAAGAUAUUUGAAGCUUACAAUUGGGUUCAGGAGCAUCAACAUGAAUUUAAUAAACCUGUCUAUGGUCCAGUUCUUCUUGAGGUCAAUGUUUCCAAUCGGAUUCAUGCAGAUUACCUAGAGGGUGAUGUACCAGGAUACAUAUGGAAGGCCUUUAUAACACAAGAUGCUGCUGACCGUGACUUGUUAUUUAGAAAUAUGCGAUCAUUUGAUGUUCCUAUUAUAAAUGUAGCAGAUAAAAGUCAGAGCCGUGUUCCCUUUCAAAUUACUGAGGAGAUGCGUAUGCUAGGUAUCGAUUCAAGGCUUGACCAAGUUUUUGAUGCUCCCGAUGCAGUCAAAGAAGCUCUAGUCGGUCAAUUUCG